Molecule: messenger RNA, 693 nt
Organism: Bufo bufo (common toad)
Lineage: Eukaryota; Metazoa; Chordata; Amphibia; Anura; Bufonidae
Gene: BHLHE23
Product: basic helix-loop-helix family member e23
Exons: 1
Coding region: 1-693 (230 amino acids)
Molecular function (GO): protein dimerization activity
Source: RefSeq, a predicted model, not a curated record
AUGAGUGUCGGGGAGGGAGUUGCUCACUUGGCUGCACAGGGAAUGGCUGAUCUGAAAUCUGUCCCGGCUGAUGCCUACAUGUCCCUGGCACAGUCCUAUGGGCAGACCUUCUAUGGAGCUCUCCGUGGUGCUGAAGCAGCGCGCAAUUACGCAGGAGGACCUCCAGCCCUGGACUUCAACCCCAGCUCCAGGGACAGGUCUGGGGACAGCAGCGAUGACCAGACUGGAGACGACGAGGACAGCUUCGACCCUACAAAGAGCAGCCCAACCUAUGACCAUGAGGGCAAACUUACCAGCAAGAAGCCCAAGGAGCCUCGCUCACUGAGACUGAGCAUCAAUGCCAGGGAGCGGCGGAGGAUGCACGACCUCAACGAUGCCCUGGAUGGACUCAGAUCUGUUAUCCCUUAUGCCCACAGCCCAUCAGUCAGAAAACUGUCCAAAAUUGCCACCCUACUCCUUGCCAAGAACUACAUCCUCAUGCAGGCCCAAGCCCUGGAGGAGAUGAGGAGGCUGGUGGCCUAUCUAAACCAAGGACAGACCCUCAGCAGCAACCUCAACAGCUCCUUGGCUCCAUUUGGACAAUCUUCAGUGUACCCCUACCCUGGAACAAAUGUGCCAAGCACUCCUGAGAAAUGCUCAGCCUUUCCUGCUGGCACCUCCAGCCUUUGCAAACACUGCACAGACAAACCUUGA